CAAAUUCCUCCCCAAACACAACCCCAAUUUUAUCCACCACAUCCCUACCAAAAUCACCAAAACCAACCUCCACCAUAUCCAUACACAUACCCUUAUCCUUACCCACCUCCUCCGUUUAUACACCCAUAUCAACCUCACCCAUAUGGCCAAUAUUACCAACACCCACAUAAUCAACAAGGUCAAGGGCAGUUCAUGAGACAACAACAACAACAACAAGGAAGAAGACUUCUUGAUUAUGUUGCAGGUGAAAUUGAGGAACAAGAUAGCAUUCUAUAUCCAGGUGUGGAUGCAGCAAAUUUUGAGAUCAAACCAGCACUUAUCUCAUUGGUCUCAGCCAACAAAUUUGGCGGAUCAAAGAAUGAAGAUCCGACGAGCCAUGUGAAGCAAUUCUUGAGAGUUCUCCAAACUCUUAAGCUUAAUGGAGCCUCUGUUGAUGCCAUCAGACUCAGAUUGUUUCCAUUCUCACUGAGGGAUGAAGCAUUGAGUUGGUUGAACUCUAAACCAUCCGGUUAUUUCAACACAUGGGAGAAGUUGCAUAGAGAUUUCAUGAAGGAGUUCUAUCCUCCUUCUAAGGCAUCAAAAAUGAAGAAACUGAUCCAACAAUUCAGACAACAACCAUCUGAAUCUCUUUACGAAUCAUGGAAGAGAUUCAAAGAUCUUCAAGUUCAAUAUCCACAUCAUAAUAUGAGCAUGGGUGAUCUCAUUGUCUCAUUUUAUGAAGGAUUACAUGAUAAUUCCAAAAUUGUUGUGGAUGCCUCUGCUAAUGGAGCUUUCAUGGAGCUUGAUCCUCAAACUGGAAAAGAGAUGCUUGAGAAAAUUUGCAACAACAGUGCAUCAUGGUAUUCUGAAAGAUCCACUCAAAAGCUAGGAGCGGGAAUUUAUGAGGUUGACCAAACAACAGCUUUAACAGCAAAGGUUGAUUCUCUCACAAACAUGAUCCAAAAGCUCACUGAGAAGCAAUCAUCAUCAACUUCUAGCAAAUCAACAAAUCCAUCAUCAUCUUUAGCUCAAGUUUUGUUCUGUGAACUCUGUGGAGGAGGGCAUUCUGCAAAGGAAUGCAAUCUUCUAGAACUUACACAAAACGUUCCUUCUGGCCCCACAGUAGAACAAGCCGAUGCUAUAUAUGGUAGACCUCAAGUACCAUAUCAAGGAAACUAUAAUCCUCAAGGGAAGACACAUCCAGGAUUUUCAUGGAGUAAUUCAUCAGGUGCAGCAAAUCCAUCUUUUCCAUCCAAACCAACACCUCCUGGAUUUCAAAAUCAGCAAGGAUUCAGAGGAAACCAAAACAACCAACAAUUGAGGGGAAAUCAAGGGUACCAAAAUCCUCAAGGUUAUCCACCGCAACAACAAUUGCCACCACCACAACAACAACAAUUCGUUGGAGUUAAUGAUUUCCAACAGAUGAUGCAAGGAAUUACUAAUCAAUUCUCUCAACUCACAACUCAACUCAAUCAAAUUCAAGCUCACAACAAAAUGUUAGAGAGCCAAAUUGCUAGUUUUGCUUCACCAUCAACUAGCAAAGCUCAAGGAAAGUUGCCUGCCUACUCUGAACAUCCCAAGGAGAAUGUCAAUGCAGUCACUACAAGGAGUGGAAAACAACUUUCUGAUCCACCACUUAUAGUUGAGAAAGAAAAGAUUCCUGAAAAGGAGGCUUCACCAUCAAAGGAAAAUAAUGAAGAAGAUCUUACUUCUUCUGCAAAUGAAGGUUUAAAAAAGGUAGUGCAACCAUAUGCUCCACCUUUACCAUUUCCUCACAGAGCAAAGAAGAAUACAAUUGAUGAGAGGAGGGAUAAAUUCCUUAAAUGGAUCGGUGAGUUGAACACAACAAUCCCGCUUCUUGAUGCUCUAAAACAUAUGCCUUCAUAUUCCAAAUUUCUGAAGGAAAUUCUGUCAAACAAAAAGAAGUUCGAGGAGAAAGCUACAAUAGCCAUGAGCGAGGGAUCCAGUGCUAUCAUUCAGAAGAAACUUCCUGAAAAAUUGAAGGAUCCAGGUAGCUUUACUAUACCAUGCAUAAUUGGAGGGUUCAUGGUCAACAAAGCUUUAUGCGACCUUGGGGCUAGUGUUAGCCUUAUCCCCUAUUCUAUGAGCAAGCGCCUUAGUCUUGGUAUUCCCAAGGCUACUUCAAUGACCAUUCAGCUUGCUGACCGAUCUGUUAAGCACCCUGUUGGUGUUCUUGAAGACAUUCCUGUACAGGUUGGGAAAUAUUUCAUCCCUUGUGACUUUGUCGUCCUAGACAUGGAUGAAGAUGAGCGAGUACCUGUCAUAUUGGGAAGACCUUUCUUGGCCACUGCCGGUGCCAUCAUUGAUGUUAAAAAAGGUACGUUAAUAAUUGAAGUGGGGGAUGAAAGGGUUGAAUUCAAUAUUUUCCAAAUGGCGAGAAAUCCUGCAUGUAUGGAAGAUUGUUGGAGGGUUGAUAUAGUUGAUGAAUGUGUGAGAGACUUCAUGGGAUUCUUUCACAAUGAUCCUAUGGAAGUUUAUGAUGUGGAGGAAAUUGAAAAUAAUCAUGAGGGAGAAGAGUUAGUUGAGUGUGUAAAAAACAAAGAGAGUUGUAAAAAGAAUCACGAGGGGAAGGAAGUGGUAAAACUGGUGAAAGAAGAAGUGAGGGAGGCUAACAACACAAAAGAACCACCCAAAAAUGAGUUGAAGCCUUUACCAUCACACCUAAGAUAUGCUUAUCUUGGUGAAAACUCCACUUACCCAGUGAUUAUUAGCACUAAGUUGAACGAGGAAGAAGUAGACAAACUAUUGACCCUGCUGAGAAAACACAAACGGAUCAUUGGAUACUCCAUUGAUGAUCUAAUUGGCAUCAGUGCUAACUAUUGUAUGCACAGAAUAUAUCUUGAGGAAGGUUGCAAACCAGUAGUUGAACAUCAAAGGAGGCUCAACCCUAACAUGAAGGAUGUUGUGAAGAAAGAAGUUAUCAAACUUCUUGAUGCCGGAAUCAUUUACCCUAUCUCGGACAGCAGAUGGGUAAGUCCAAUCCAUGUUGUACCAAAGAAAGGAGGUUUCACAGUUGUUCCAAAUGAGCACAAUGAGCUCAUUCCUACUCGUUUGGUCACGGGAUGGAGAAUGUGCAUCGAUUACAGGAGGCUGAACAAAGUCACAAAUAAGGAUCAUUAUCCUUUACCUUUCAUUGAUCAGUUGCUUGAAAGGAUGGCAAACCAUAGCCAUUAUUGCUUUCUAGAUGGAUUUUCAGGAUAUUUUCAAAUCAUGAUCCAUCCAGAUGAUCAAGAAAAGACUACCUUCACGUGUGCCUAUGGUACAUUUGCUUUUCGAAGAAUGUCAUUUGGCCUAUGUAAUGCACCCGGAACUUUCCAACGGUGUAUGAUGGCCAUAUUCUCUGAUCUUAUUGAAGAAAUCAUGGAGGUAUUCAUGGAUGAUUUCUCUGUUUAUGGGACCUCAUUUGGUUCGUGCUUGGAUAAUCUUGAUAAAGCACUGACUCGUUGCCAAGAGGCAAAUCUUGUUCUAAACUGGGAGAAGUGCCAUUUCAUGGUAACAGAGGGAAUUGUUCUUGGGCAUAAGAUUUCAUCCAAAGGCAUUGAGGUAGAUCCAGCAAAGAUCGAAGUGAUUGAGAAGUUACCACCACCAACAUCUGUUAAAGGCAUCCGAAGUUUUCUAGGGCACGCCGGAUUCUAUCGGCGAUUCAUCAAGGAUUUUGCUAAUAUUGCAAAACCACUCACAAGACUCCUGUCCAAAGAGGUUGAGUUUAUCUUUGACGAUGCUUGUCUUAAUUCCUUUUGCAAAAUUAAGAAAGCAUUAUGUUCUGCACCUGUCAUUCAACCACCAGAUUGGAGCAUGCCUUUCAUCCUAAUGUGCGAUGCUAGUGACUAUGCUGUAGGAGCCAUGUUGGGACAGAAACAAGGUCGGUGCAUACAUGCAAUUUAUUAUGCAAGCCAUACUCUCGAUGAUGCCCAACAAAACUAUGCCACAACAGAAAAAGAACUACUCGCUGUUGUCUUUGCAAUAGAGAAGUUCAGGUCAUAUCUUGUUGGAAGCAAAGUGAUAGUCUACACUGAUCACUCGGCUCUAAAGUACCUGUUUGCGAAGAAGGAGGCCAAGCCACGACUUAUUAGAUGGGUGUUGCUACUACAGGAGUUUGAUAUUGAGAUCCUUGACAAAAAAGGGUCUGAAAAUGUCAUUGCUGAUCACCUGUCCAGAAUUGAGCCACACACAGAAAAUGAAGCGACUAAAGUGUUACCCAUUGAUGAUUCAUUCACGGGAGAAUAUUUACUCUCAAUCAAGCACUUUUCUCCUUGGUAUGCUGAUUGGGUUAAUUACCUUGUCAGUGGUUAUAUUCCUUCUGAAUUCUCAUGGGCCCAAAAGAAAAAGUUCUUACAUGAUGCUCGCUCCUAUUUUUGGGAUGAACCACUAUUGUUCAAGAGAUGUGCUGAUGGAAUUGUUCGAAGAUGCAUCCCAGAAGAUGAAUUUGAGGCUAUCCUUUAUCAUUGUCAUUCAUCACCAUAUGGUGGUCAUUUCGGAUCCACUAGGACUUCAGCUAAAGUCCUGCAGUCAGGUUUCUAUUGGCCUACAUUGUUCAAAGAUUCUCAAAUGUAUGUGAAAAGAUGUGAUCGAUGCCAACGCACGGGAUCAAUUGGUCGUCGAAAUGAAAUGCCACAAUCUGGAAUACUUGAAGUUGAACUCUUCGAUGUAUGGGGAAUGGACUUUAUGGGCCCAUUUCCUAGCUCAUGUGGCAAUUCUUACAUUCUUGUGGCGGUGGACUAUGUCUCGAAAUGGAUUGAAGCGAUUGCUAGUCCAACCAAUGAUUCCAAGGUUGUGAUCCGGUUUGUAAAGAAAUUUAUUUUCUCAAGGUUUGGAGUUCCCAGGGCCUUCAUCACAGAUAAUGGUACACACUUUUGCAAUAAACAACUUGAGAAACUUUUGCUCAAGUAUGGUGUUAAUCACAAAGUGUCUACUCCGUACCAUGCACAAACUAGUGGCCAAGUUGAACUCUCAAAUAGGGAAAUUAAAUCAGUCCUUGAGAAAGUUGUCAAUCCCACAAGGAAAGAUUGGUCCCUCCGAUUAGAUGAUGCUUUAUGGGCUUAUCGUACUGCAUAUAAGACUCCCAUUGGGACAUCGCCGUUCAAAUUGGUGUAUGGGAAGUCUUGUCACUUACCAGUGGAGAUUGAACACAAAGCAUUUUGGGCUAUCCAAAGCCUAAACCUUGACUACACUCUGGCAGGGAAAAAGAGGCUACUACAAUUGAAUGAACUUGAAGAAUUCAGACUUGAUGCCUUUGAGAAUGCCCGACUUUACAAGGAAAGAGCAAAGAAAUGGCAUGACGGAAGAAUCCUUAGGAGAGACUUUUCUCCUGGGGAUAGUGUGCUACUAUUCAACUCAAGGCUGAAACUCUUUCCAGGAAAGCUGAAAUCAAAAUGGUCUGGACCUUUCAAAGUUAUCAAAGCCUUUCCAUCUGGGGCAAUCAUUCUGGAGGCCAAUGAUGGGAGGCAAUUCACUGUUAAUGGCCAAAGAGUUAAGCAAUACCAUGAAGGAGAUGACACAAAGGAGAAACUCACUGUUCAUCUGGAUGAUCCUCCUUACGAGUAAACCACCCAGGUAAUGUCGGGCACUCGACGUUAAAAAUAGCGCUUCUUGGGAGGCAACCCAAGCUUAUUUACUUGCAUUUGAAUGUGUGUUUUGCUUGUGUGUUUGCAUUGAAUAAUUUUAUUUUCCCACCCAUUUACUCACCCGCCCUGUAUAUAUUUGUCACAUCGAGGACGAUGUUUCGUCUUAAGUGUGGGGGGAGAAUAUGCAUGUUUGUGUGUUUGUGAACUGCCUUAUCAAUUUGUAUAACUUUCAAAUCAUGCAUUCUAUUCUUUCACAAGGUACGUGGAUUGUUGGCGGGACUUGUCUCUUAAUAAUUGGAUUGAGAAUCAUAAUUUUUGAGCGUUGAGUAAAAUUUUGGUCAAAAUUUUAAACUUUUUACAAACACAAAACCUCUCAUGCACAUAAAUGGUUAUCUAGUGAAUUGUUGUUCAAUAUGUUUAAAAUUGUGCAAAACAAGAGUGCUAUGUGCUUUUAUUUUCCUUGACAUGAUUUUCUGACUUAGCACAUUAGGAAAUGAUAUAGGCCAUUUUUCAUAAACCCAUAUACCUAGCCUUACCCAUGUGAUUAAUAUCCCUUGUUCACCCCCUUUGAGCCAUUUUUUUAAUAAGCGUUAUACGCUUAACCCUGCUUUUCUUAUUUUCUUUCAUAAAAACCUGUUAUAUGUGACCCUUAGCCUAAAAGCCAAACACUUUCCAACCACCCUAAAAUGGCUUGCAUAAAUUUUAAUGAGUUUAGAGAGUGUCAUUCACAUUUAGGGAGC
This is a messenger RNA of Cuscuta epithymum, 6304 nucleotides long. NCBI's taxonomy places the organism in Eukaryota, Viridiplantae, Streptophyta, Magnoliopsida, Solanales, Convolvulaceae. The record is from the annotation of a GenBank genome assembly.